CUGCGGAGCCUGCGGAGUUUUAGCCCCUGGCCCUGCUCAUCGCGGCGGCGGGCCGGACCGACCUACCGACCGACCGCCGCGCCACAGGAUUAAUUUAUUUUGGAAAUCAAGUUCAAUAUUAAAAGGAAAACAAACCAAACUACAUUAUUGGAAGCCAUUUUUGCUAAUUUUAUUACAUUUUAAAAUUUAUGAUUUGAUUUGAAUACUAUCAUGGGCGGAGCUGUGAGUGCUGGGGAAGAUAAUGAUGACUUAAUUGAUAACUUAAAAGAAGCUCAGUAUAUCCGCACUGAGAGAGUGGAGCAAGCCUUCAGAGCGAUUGAUCGCGGAGAUUACUAUUUGGAAGGCUACAGAGACAAUGCUUACAAAGACUUAGCCUGGAAGCAUGGAAACAUCCACUUGUCAGCACCUUGCAUUUAUUCUGAAGUUAUGGAAGCACUGAAACUUCAGCCAGGAUUGUCUUUUCUUAACCUGGGAAGUGGAACCGGAUAUUUAAGUACAAUGGUGGGCUUAAUUUUAGGUCCUUUUGGAAUAAAUCAUGGGAUUGAGCUUCAUUCAGAUGUGGUGGAAUAUGCCAAGGAAAAACUGGAGAGCUUCAUCAAAAAUAGUGAUAGCUUUGAUAAAUUUGAGUUUUGUGAACCUGCAUUUGUGGUUGGUAAUUGCCUCCAGAUAGCAUCUGACAGUCAUCAGUAUGAUCGAAUUUAUUGUGGAGCUGGAGUCCAGAAAGACCAUGAAAACUACAUGAAAAUAUUACUAAAAGUUGGAGGCAUACUAGUCAUGCCUAUAGAGGAUCAGUUAACACAGAUUAUGCGAACUGGACAAAAUACUUGGGAAAGUAAAAAUAUCCUUGCUGUUUCAUUUGCUCCACUUGUACAACCAAGUAAGAAUGAUAAUGGCAAACCAGAUUCUGUGGGACUCCCCCCCUGUGCUGUCAGGAAUCUACAGGACUUGGCUCGUAUCUACAUUCGACGCACUCUUAGAAAUUUCAUAAAUGAUGAGAUGCAGGCCAAGGGGAUUCCUCAAAGGGCUCCACCCAGAAGAAAAAGAAAGAGAGUUAAACAGAGAAUUAACACUUACGUAUUUGUGGGUAAUCAGCUCAUUCCUCAGCCUCUAGACAGUGAGGAGGACGAAAAAAUGGAAGAAGAUAACAAAGAAGAGGAAGAGAAAGACCACAGUGAAGCCAUGAAGACAGAGGAGCCACCUCAAAACUUACUGAGAGAAAAAAUCAUGAAGCUGCCCCUCCCUGAAUCUUUGAAAGCUUACUUGACAUAUUUUAGAGACAAAUAACUUAGGUCAAGAAGAAAGAAUGCCUACUGAUAAUUUCUUUAGUCUUGAAAAUGUAGUGUUUGUUAGAGUUGAAAGAGAAUUAUUUCUUUCAUCAGAGCGAAUUAUAGUGGAAAAAAGUAUAACUUGUUUCUGUCAGUAACAAAAAUGUUGUAUUAAAAAGUGAUUAAAAAGAAUCCCUUUUAUAAAAUCUAUUUUUUUUUAAAUCUUGGAAAAAUGCUAUUUUAACUCAGAGUGAUUUCAAAGUGGAAUGCAACAAUAAUCAGGACUUGUGUACUAUAAACCCUUUUCUGAUUCCUUCCAGAUUUGUAGUAGUGAGGGUUAGAUUUAAUUUUAUAUAAGGUUUGAAUAAUUGUUAAGCAUAUAUAAUCUGAUUUGAAUUGCGGUUGUUUGCAUUUCCUGUAUGAAAACUUUCUAUCUGAUAAGGAAAUCCAAUGCUUUGUAGACCUAUUUACCUUACUUUUGUUGCAAUCACUAUUGCUGAGUUACUGUAGAUGUUUUCCGGGCGAUAUAUGAGUGCAAUAACAAUACAAGAUACUGAAUAAUUUAGCUUUAAAAAAAAAAAUCAUGAAAUUUUACAGCCCUGUUACUUUUGCUUUUGAAUCUGUUGCCAAAAGACAUGGGGAAAAUACUGCUUCUCUCAUAGAGAUUUUAAGAGCAUAGCAAGUGAAUAAAGUAGGAAGAAUAUAAUUAAUACAACUCUUCAUUUGUAUGGACCCUUUACAUUUUCAGUAUUUAAGAAUAAUGAGGUUAUUGUAAUUCUCUAGAAUUUUAAAAGAUAGUGUAUUUAGGAUUGCUUUUUCUAUAGUUCACUGUAUAAAGUAUUUCGUUUUUAAAAAAUCCAUCAUUCUGUGUGACUCUUGAUAGCAGAGACAGCGAGUGAAUAGGCAUGGGUGACAGCCAGUUUCUUGGGUAGCUCUAAGGAGCAGGGCCAGGGCAGACUUGGUCAGCAGAUGCACUUUAGGAAAUGGAACUUCUAGUUUAUCUGAAUAUUUAUCUCUGACAAGGUAGGGCCAAGCUUGCCUGCUUUUGCUUUGGAUCUUUCUAGGAUAAGAAAUGUCUCCAGAAAUUGUAUGUAGAUGCCUUUUGCUUUGAAAAUCCAGGUCAGAAUUCUAGUUUAAUCUUUGGGACCUAUACCAUGCUCAUUUAAUUUCUCACUUUUUUAAAAUGUUUCUUUUGGUAAAUUAUAAUGGGUUUUAUUUUUUGCUUAAUAUCACAUUCUUAAACUAUCCAUCAUUUGAGUUUUGUUGUAGCUUAUCAGUGAUGAAGCAGGUAGUAAAUGUUUUCCUAGUAAGGCCUGAAAACAGUCAUUCCUGGUUAAGAAAGUGUACAACAUAACAUAUUUACUACUUAGUGUCACAUGGAUUAUAUAUUUUUUAAAGGGAAAAAUCUGAGUGUAUCACUUAUUACCAGCAGUAUCACUGUUACAGUAGUUGCUCAGAUUUGCUUAAGAAAACCCAGUCAAUGUAGUAUAGUGAAAGGAUUAUUAUCUCUCCACUAAGAUUCAAAUAUUGUGUAAAAACUCUCAGUUCUGAAAUCCCACAAAUCCAAAAACAGGUGUUUGAAAUAGUGUAAGCUUGAAAUUGUCUCAAGUAAUUGGGGAUAUUUUAGUAAUGUGAAAAAUAAUUUCAUAGAAGGUAUUUGUUUUAUACCAGUGUCCUGGGGGUGGGAUGGGGAUAUCGCUACAAUUUUUCUUAGACGAUUACUAAGCUGUUAUUAUUAAAUACCCCAUCUCGUUUCUGUCUAGGAAAGAAAAAAAUGAGUGUCAUUCCUGUUGUCAGCUUUAGAAAUGUUCAUUUUAUUUUGAAUUAACUGUUUGUUUUAGAAGUUUAAUCUUGAAUUUCUGCUGCCCACAUAUUUUUAUGUAGAAAACCUGGGAAGAGUUAUCUGCCCUAACCCCCUUCUCUUAGGAGCUGGUGUCCAGAUAUGUAAAGAUACAUAUUCUUAAAUGAUUUUACUAUUUAGGAGAGAGUUUUUAAUAAGGAUAUAUAUGAAGAUUGACAUUUUUCAUAUUGUCUUUCAUAAGACCUUGGCAAAGUAUACAGUAGAUUUUCAUGAUCAUUGCAUAUUUUUUUGUCAUUGAAAUAUAUCUUUUGUGUUUUUAAAUGCAUUCAUUUUAUGGUUGUGACUUCAUCAUUGACUUUAAAUAAAGAGGUAGAAAUGAAAAAUGAAAAUUCAGGUUAAAGCCUUUUUAUCUACUAAUACAGGCAUAUCAGAAUAAGAAUAUUGUGGGUUUGUGUUUAUUUUUUAAUGAAUUUUAUGUUUACUUGAGUAUGGAAAAUUAUGCUUUAUAAGUGGAGAAGUAGCAAAUAAAGAUGAAGUAAGUGAAAAUGAUGGGAAAUAUAGUCAUGGAAUUUUACAGCCAGAUGAAACAAUAGAUAUUGUCUAAUUUAGGCUUUUAUUUUGCAGAUGAGAAAAUAGGCCUAGAGAGGUGGCAUGUUUUGCCUCUGUUUUACAGCUAGUUAGAGACAGGGCCUGCAGUGGCACCCAGCGUCAGGUAAAUCCCAGGAAUUUAUCAACACCAUCAUAGCUACCAAUAGGGUAAUUUAAACCUGUUCUGCUUAUUGGUCGAAAUACGAGUAUUUGGUUCUAGUAUUAAUAAAGAAAAAUGUUACUAAAAUAGCAUACAUAGUGGUUAAAAUAAAAAGGUGUAAAUGUUGAUUUUUAGCUGUUGGAGAUGAUAAAGGUGACGCAAAGCCUGUUAAAUCGUUGUAAGACUUGAAAAACUAUUUUAAAUAAACAGUUACAUAUAAUUAAGCAUUA
Messenger RNA from Cynocephalus volans (Philippine flying lemur), 4044 nucleotides. It is a transcript of the gene PCMTD1, whose product is annotated as protein-L-isoaspartate (D-aspartate) O-methyltransferase domain containing 1. The transcript has 6 exons. Gene Ontology annotation, cellular component: cytoplasm. Gene Ontology annotation, molecular function: protein-L-isoaspartate (D-aspartate) O-methyltransferase activity. Gene Ontology annotation, biological process: protein modification process. The record is from RefSeq and is a predicted model, not a curated record. NCBI's taxonomy places the organism in Eukaryota, Metazoa, Chordata, Mammalia, Dermoptera, Cynocephalidae. The coding region runs from base 211 to 1284 and encodes 357 amino acids.